AUGAGUGCGAAUAUUUUUGUCACAGGGGCAUGUGGUUACAUCGGAGGAUCUAUCGUCGCUGAAUUUGCUCGGCAUAAGGGCGGGCUCCUUGAGUCAGCUAGAAUACACGCUGCAGUCCGGUCAGACGAGCAAGCUGAGAGUUUGUCGACGUUAGACGUCAGCGUUGUCAAGAUUGAUCUUAGCAAUCCCUAUGCUUUGGCAGGGUAUAUGAUCCGCAAUGACGUUAGCAUCGUGAUCCAUACUGCAACCUCGAUAGACGCAGAGGUGGUGCAAAACCUAAUAACGGCACUGAAGAAACGGCGUGAGGCUAAUGGAAAGAAAGCAUUUUUCAUCCAUACUUCGGGGUUAUCAGCAUUCGAUGACAACACUGGUUGGCCAUUCGGGGAAGUAAGAGAUAUUGACCCAGUUUAUUUUCUUGAGAAGCAGUGUACGGACUCGUACAUUGUUGACGUUCUUGUCGCCGAACAAACACAAGCAGCCGGUCUAACGGGGUUGAUAGUGAUGCCCCCAACACUGCAUGGAAGAGGCGGCGGAACCUGGAACCGACUAUCCCCGCAAAUCCCCGCCCUUGUCAGAGCCGCAAUUAAGAAUAAACAAGUAUAUAAGUUUGCAAAGGACAGGGAAGUCGUCUUAACCCACAUCUCCGACCUAACCACCUUCUACGCGCAAAUGGCCGAAGCAAUCCUCCAAAAGCGAGCCCUCCCUGCCGGUAUGUCAGGGUACUACUUCACCGUUUCCCACUCCGUCCGGUGGUGGGAUAUUCUCGACUGUUUAGCAGCAACAAUGCACGCACGAGGACUGGUAGACGAACCGACCACGAAAGUAUGGCCAAGCAAUGCCUUCGCAGCAGAGGCGCUCGGUGUCCCGAUUAAUUUUGCUCAUAGCAUGUGGGAUUCGAGUCCGAAGGUUGUCUGCGUGAAUAAAGAUUUAAUUGGCUGGAAGCCAGUAUGGAAUAGAGAGCGGUUAUUGCAGAGUAUUGAUGAGGAGAUUGAUGACUUUUUGGAGUUGGGAGUGCCCAAGAGUAGUCUUCUGGAUUCUUUGAGACAAGCAAGGGGGUGA
Molecule: messenger RNA, 1059 nt
Organism: Penicillium cataractarum
Lineage: Eukaryota; Fungi; Ascomycota; Eurotiomycetes; Eurotiales; Aspergillaceae
Product: NAD-dependent epimerase/dehydratase family protein
Exons: 8
Coding region: 1-1059 (352 amino acids)
Source: RefSeq, a predicted model, not a curated record